GCUUUAGAAAAAAUAUGUCGAGAGAGAAUUUGCUAAUAAUAGGCGCCACUAAUUCCGGUAAAUCCGCAUUAGCUAAUGUAAUAUGUGAGAAUGAACAUUUCGAAGAAAAUGAACGCACAGUUAGGAACUCAAAAGAUUUCCAAGAAUAUGAUAUCAAUUGGAAGGGUAAAAUAUAUCAUGUGGUUGAUAUUAAAAUUAAGUUAGUUGAAAGAGAGAUUUUAAAUAAAAUAGGACAAGUAAUCUGUUCAAUGCCGGAAGGGAUAAGCCAAAUUUUAUUUGUAGUUGACCAAAGACUAACGGCAGAAGAAAUAGAAAAACUUAGUGGAAUUGAAGAAGAAAUUUUAAAAAUCAAAAUUUACAAAAAUAUUACUAUUGUGAGAACUAAAUUUAAAGACUUUAAAAGUAAAGAAGAGUGUAAAAAAGACGAGGAAGAUUUGCGUAGUUUAAACAAAAAAAUCUUUAAAAAAUUAUUUAACAAACCCCGCAUGUACAUCGUCCACGUAGACAAUCCACCAACACAUAUUUAUGUUGGUGAUAGUGAUGAUGAUGGUACAAUAAGAAACAAUAGUAGAAGAAGAGAAAAGUCAAGAACUAUACUCCUAGAACAUUUGAAUAAAGUAUGUUCAAAAAAAUACAAAUUAAGUAUGUGGGAUAAGUUGUAUGAGUCUGAUAAGUCAAAAAAUAAUUUAGAGGAACGAGUGAAAUCACAUUUAAAAUCAUAUGAUCCACUAGUUGCUAAGAUUAUAAGGAAACUAGAUAGUGAUAUUUAAAUUCCUCUAGCUUCAAUAGAUGAAAAGUCAUAUUGAAGUCAGAACUAAUAACAGACAAUAACUAAAUAAUAAAAAAUUCAGAAAUUCUAUUUAUAAAAUAUGUCAUUCUAUACGCAUGGCAAAAAAUUUUAUUCCCAUAUCACCGCAUUAUUUUAUUGUUUAAUUCAUAUAUUUAGUUUUACACUUAUGAAAUCUAAAAUCCCCGUUUAAUAUAUAUACUUUAGAAAAAAAAAAAA
Rhizophagus irregularis DAOM 181602=DAOM 197198 is the source of this 1006-nucleotide messenger RNA. RefSeq lists its product as uncharacterized. Gene Ontology annotation, molecular function: GTP binding. NCBI's taxonomy places the organism in Eukaryota, Fungi, Glomeromycota, Glomeromycetes, Glomerales, Glomeraceae. The record is from RefSeq and is a predicted model, not a curated record.